This is a messenger RNA of Nymphaea colorata (pocket water lily), 462 nucleotides long. RefSeq lists its product as uncharacterized. Gene Ontology annotation, molecular function: ADP binding. The coding region runs from base 1 to 462 and encodes 153 amino acids. The transcript has 2 exons. NCBI's taxonomy places the organism in Eukaryota, Viridiplantae, Streptophyta, Magnoliopsida, Nymphaeales, Nymphaeaceae. The record is from RefSeq and is a predicted model, not a curated record.
AUGGCAGAUGUGUUUGGAAGAGAUAUUGGUGGUGAGGGUCUUGUUCAUGGUGAACAUGAGAACCCCCGAGAGACAACCCAUCACAUGGGUGUACAACCACCCACGGGCAGGGAGGAUGAUAAAAAGGUGAUAGUAGAAAAGCUUUUGUCGAAUCACUCUACAGAGACAAGUAAGGCACAGAAGGGUGGUGUUUCUAUUAUUUCUAUUAUACUAAGGGAAGUAUGCAAGGGAUCUGGAGAAAACCCUGAUUGUUCCUUGAGUGAGUUGUGCUCACAAUUACGGAACGAGCUCUCAAAGGGAAAAUUUUUGUUGGUCCUAGAUGAUGUGUGGGAACUGAAAUGGUGGGAGCAAGAGGUAGAGGGAACAUUGAUGAUGGGUGUAAUGGGGAGCAAUAUUUUGAUGACCAGUAGAAACAAAAAUGUAUCGUAUGGGAUGCGUGCUUCUUAUAUGCAUCAAUUAUGA